Messenger RNA from Oryctolagus cuniculus (rabbit), 2313 nucleotides. The record is from RefSeq and is a predicted model, not a curated record. NCBI's taxonomy places the organism in Eukaryota, Metazoa, Chordata, Mammalia, Lagomorpha, Leporidae.
AUGCAAGGAGCUUUACGACCGUCUCCCAACUCCUCAUCCUUCCUGGGCUCCCUAUUUGGAAGCAAGCGGGGCAAGGGGCCUUUCCAGAUGCCACCACCACCGCCAACAGGCCAGGCCUCUGCCUCCUCUUCAUCUGCUUCUUCCACUCACCACCACCACCACCAUCACCACCAUGGUCACAGCCACGGUGGCCUGGGGGGGCUGCCUGACGGGCAGUCCAAGCUCCAGGCCCUGCAUGCCCAGUAUUGCCAAGGACCAGGCCCUGCCCCACCGCCCUACCUCCCACCGCAGCAACCCCCUCUACCCCCACCUCCUCAGCAGCCCCCACCCCUGCCCCAGCUGAGUUCCAUUCCGCCACCUCCCGCCUCAGCCCCACCCGUGGGGCCGCAUCGCCACUUCCAUGCCCACGGCCCAGUCCCAGGGCCUCAGCACUAUACCUUGGGCCGGCCAGGCAGGGCUCCCAGACGGGGGGCUGGAGGACACCCUCAGUUUGCUCCACAUGGCCGCCACCCCCUGCACCAGCCCACGUCCCCUCUGCCCUUGUACAGUCCUGCCCCCCAGCACCCUCCUGCCCACAAACAGGGCCCCAAGCACUUCAUCUUCAGUCACCACCCACAGAUGAUGCCAGCAGCAGGAGCAGCUGGGGGCCCUGGAUCCCGGCCGCCAGGGGGCUCCUACUCACACCCCCACCACCCCCAGUCGCCUUUGUCACCGCACUCACCCAUCCCACCCCACCCCUCCUACCCACCCCUGCCCCCGCCCUCACCCCACACCCCGCACUCACCCCUGCCACCCACCUCUCCCCACGGCCCGCUGCACGCCUCUGGGCCCCCUGGCACUGCCAACCCACCCAGUGCAAACCCCAAGGCCAAGCCAAGCCGGAUCAGCACCGUGGUCUGAUGAAUGGAGAGAGUGAGCUGGGCAACCAGAGAUCUGGGGGAUCCACAGGCGAGGGACCUUGGGCCCUCUCUGCUUCCUCAGUGUUUUCCGAAUAUAUAUACCCAUAGCAGUGUCCUCCUACCCACUUCCUCCCUGCCUCGGGACCCCUUCUCCAAGCCCCAGCAGUUGCCAUGGGCUUCCCUUCCAGGGUCGAGGACCCUUACCACUUACAGCCUGGACUCAGGGCACCCCAGCGCUGGGGAGUGGUGAGGGCCUUGCAGAGAUCCUCACCGUCUUUUUUUCCUGUCUUCCUCUCCUAAAUCCCUUUUCCCUGAAGGUCUGGCUCGGUGGCCUCAGACCUCAGACCUCCAGGCCAGUGUGAGCUCGCUCUCAGCUCUGGCCCGGUGAGGGGGAGGGUUGGGGAACAAGGGCAGGCGUCCCAAGCUAUAGGGGGCGAAGGCUCCUCCAAGGCUCCUCUGGCCAUCGGAGGGGUAGUGAGGAGAGAACACUAUAGAGAGAGAGUCCUGGCCAAAACUCAGCUGGCCCGGCCCAUCUCUCUGACUUCAGGGCCUGGCCACACACCUCCAUGUGUCUUUCUGCCUGCUGGAGGACACAGACUGUCAAUGCACUGGGUGGGUGGGACCCCGCUUAUGCUGGCCCCCAUCUGGGGCAGUGCUUCCUCUCUCUCGAGCCAAUCUAUGCCCUCUCUCCAGUAGGCCCCAGCCCAGACCUCUUCAGCUUCAGGAACUUGCCUUGCCCUGCAAACCUUCUUAUCCUGAUCACAGUUCAGACAGGUCUUUGUUGGGGGGUGGGAGGGGGGGGCUCAGGUCUGGGAUGAGAAGGGCCCUGCCCUCCCUCACCCAUAUUGCAUGCCCCUCCCCCCUUCCCUGACACCUCCUCCCUCCCCCCCCCCCACAACUGAAGACAAUGCACUUUACAGAUAUCGCCCACACACACCUCGCUGGGGCAGGGCACCCAGCAUCAGCCCUGGGGAGAGAGGCUCCCAGAGGGCCACCAUGAGCCCAAGAUGUCCUUCCUGAGGCUGAGAUUGAAGCCAUCAGAGCCGGGGCUGGGAGCCAGGAUGCCUGAGUCCUUCUGUCCGUCAGAAUCUCCGCUGCCUCUCCAGCCCUUUUGCAGCCCUGUUUAUUUAUUAUAAAUAUAUUUUUUACAAGCCCCAGCUCCUCUUCUUGCCCCCACAUAGCCAGCUCCUUUCUUGGUUCCUGCCUCUCUCCCCCCUCUCCACCAUGGGCUGCAGUACAGACAGACAGACGGACCCUGGCUGGAUGAAGGGCCAGGGACCCUGCGGGCUUUGGGGAGGGGGAGGGUGGCAGUGGGAGGGGCUGUAUGGAGAGGAGCUGGGGUUCAGGCAUUGUCUUUUUUCCUCUGUGUAUAUAAGAAUGUAUAUUUGAUGCCUCAUAAAAGACCUUGUGCUCA